Paramecium tetraurelia is the source of this 1212-nucleotide messenger RNA. RefSeq lists its product as uncharacterized. Lineage: Eukaryota; Ciliophora; Oligohymenophorea; Peniculida; Parameciidae. Gene Ontology annotation, biological process: nucleobase-containing compound metabolic process. The transcript has 4 exons. Gene Ontology annotation, molecular function: 3'-5' exonuclease activity; nucleic acid binding. The record is from RefSeq and is a predicted model, not a curated record.
AUGCAGAAAAAAAAUAUCAGAGAAUUUGACAGCUUUUUUGAUAAGAGAGUUAAGGUGGUGAGUAAUAUUAUACAUUCAAAUGUGUUAAAUCAUAAGUUGAUAGAGGAAGCAAAACUAAAGGAAUUAUUAUUGGAAAAUAAGACUUCGGAAUACAUUGAAGAAUUGAUUAAAAAGAAAAAGUAUUCUACAGCUUAUCGAUUUAUGAAUGCCCUUUAGUAUGACACAGUUUCCUAUUAAGAACUUGUGUAUUCGAUGGCUACUAAUGAUAUGAAGUUACAAAGCAAGAUUAUUAGGGAGCAACAUUUAGAUACAAAGGACAAUCAGAAGGUGUUGAAUCAUCUGCAUGGUGAAUCUAUGAGAUUUUUUAUUUUUAGAGCAGAAAUACCAAUUUAAAAGGUAGAAGAAUUAUUUUUGGGAGAUGAAAGUAAAUUAUAAUUUUUGGUUGAAAACUAUUUUACCUCAAAUAAAUAAAUAGCCAUUCAAAUUGCUAAAAGAAAUAAUAUUAAAGUUCAAAAUCCUCAAAUUUAGUAAGAAAUCGAUAAUUGCACAAAUGUAACAGAGAAUGCACUAUUAAAAAAUGAUGAUUUCUUGCCAUCAGAAGUAAUCUUGAAAACAAAAAAUGCCAAUGAUUAUGUUCUUCUAAAGAAUUUCAAUAUAUCCAGGGAAGAUGUUUAUUUGAUUGAAGAUGAGGCUUAAUUGACUGAUGAAAUCAUAGAAGAGAUUUUAAAUGCUCCUCAGACCGGGAUUGACACUGAAAGCUUCUAAGAAAUUCCUUAGACUAAGUUUACAUCGAGAAUGAAUAAGGUUUGUUUACUCUAGAUAGCUUUGCCAUAAAAGAUUUUCAUAUUAAACAGUGCCAAUCUUACAAGUAGUUGCAAGUAUCAAUAAUUUCUUGUGAAGUAUGCAACUAGCAAUGCCUUAAAAAUUGGAUAAAACCUAAGAUAGGAUUUCUUAUCAUUGUUAGGGUAGAUUAGGGCAUCUGGAGUUUAAUUAAACUAAAUUAUUGAAUUAUCAGAACUAUUUUAAUAGAAAUUUCCAUAAGAAAAGAAAACAAAUUUAUCAUUUUAAUGUUCUAAGCUUUUAGGGAAGGAAUUGGAUAAAGUUGAGCAAAUCUCAAACUGGUAAAGGAGACCAUUGAGAAAUGCAUAGAUUCAUUAUGCAGCACUAGAUGCAUAUAUAUGUUUACACCUUUAUAAUCUAUAUAAAUAAUGA